This is a messenger RNA of Trichomycterus rosablanca, 1759 nucleotides long. It is a transcript of the gene creb1a, whose product is annotated as cAMP responsive element binding protein 1a. Gene Ontology annotation, cellular component: nucleus; ATF4-CREB1 transcription factor complex. NCBI's taxonomy places the organism in Eukaryota, Metazoa, Chordata, Actinopteri, Siluriformes, Trichomycteridae. The coding region runs from base 170 to 1096 and encodes 308 amino acids. Gene Ontology annotation, molecular function: DNA-binding transcription factor activity, RNA polymerase II-specific; cAMP response element binding; protein binding. Gene Ontology annotation, biological process: regulation of transcription by RNA polymerase II. The record is from RefSeq and is a predicted model, not a curated record. The transcript is spliced from 8 exons.
GAGGUGUAGCCUGACGCGGCCUCUUACGUGUCGGACUGAAUAAAAAGUGGAGCUCCGGAGACCCGGGAGUGACGCGAAGAGAGAGAGAGGGAGAGUCAGUGAGACUGUUCGGGAGCGGGCAGGCCGUCCUAGCAUCUGAGUCCACCCUGUUCCUCUGCUGGUUUUCUAAAUGACCAUGGACGCAGGAGCAGACACUGCUGUCUCUGAGACAGAAACACAGCAGAUUGCCACCUUGGCACAGGUAACCAUGGCGGCAGGCCAGGCCUCAGUCACUGGGCCCACAGUGACCCUGGUGCAGCUCCCAAAUGGUCAGACAGUGCAGGUUCAUGGGGUGAUCCAGGCUGCCCAGCCCUCAGUCAUCCAGUCUCCUCACAUCCAGGCCAUACAGAUCUCUACCAUUGCAGAGAGUGAGGACUCUCAGGAGUCAGUGGACAGUGUGACAGACACUCAGAAACGGAGGGAGAUCCUCUCUAGACGCCCUUCAUACAGGAAAAUCCUGAACGACCUUUCAUCAGACACUCCCGCAGUAGCACGGAUAGAGGAGGAGAAUAACGAAGAGGAGCAAGCUCCUGCCAUCACUACAGUCACAGUGCCCACUCCAGUUUACCAGACAAGCAACGGUCAAUACAUCGCCAUCACACAAGGCGGAGCUAUCCAGCUAGCCAAUAACUGCACAGACGCCGUUCAGGGCUUACAGACUCUGACGAUGACCAACACGGCAGGCGCCCAGCCGGGCACCACCAUCCUCCAGUAUGCUCAGACCAGCGAUGGCCAGCAGAUCCUAGUGCCCAGUAACCAAGUGGUGGUGCAGGCUGCAUCCGGUGAUGUACAGGCAUACCAGAUCCGCACAGCGACAGCUGGCACCAUCGCUCCCAGUGUGGUAAUGGCAUCGACUCAGGGGGGUACAGAGGAGGUCACACGCAAGAGAGAGGUUCGCCUCAUGAAAAACAGGGAGGCAGCGCGGGAGUGUCGUCGCAAGAAGAAGGAGUAUGUGAAGUGUCUGGAGAAUCGUGUGGCCGUGCUGGAAAACCAGAACAAAACCCUAAUCGAGGAACUCAAAGCACUUAAGGACCUGUAUUGUCACAAAUCGGAAUAAUUCCUCCGCUGUCCACAUAUUUACCCCAACCGCUUAUGUCUCAGCUGCCGGACUGACCUGCUUUCCCCCAGGUUCUUCUUAAAGAGACAGUGACUUUCCUUUUACAGGGACUUGGGGGUCCUCUUUUGUCUUUUCGUUUUGUUUUUUUUUUGUUUUUUUUUAAAUAUUGGCCUAUACAUGUAAAUGAGUGAUGCUAAAUGUAAUAUUGCCUUUAUUAUGUCCUGUAAAAGAUGCUAACAUUUUAAAGAGUGUGUUUUCACAGCUUAAACGGAAGAGGGAGGCCCUCUCAGUGAGAUUGCAGACAGGGUGGGGUAAUAAAGGCAGCUGAAUAUCCUGGGGAAAUCUCAAAACCAUCUAUGGCCAAACAUUAGGAGAUCAAAGCCUGUGUGGAGUCUUUGCUUAGAAUGAAAUCACAUAAUGGUGAAGGUUACAAUUCAGUUUCCCACACUGCACUGCUUUUGGAUGGCCAUAGCUCCUUUAAUGACGUCGACCUUUGGGGAUUUGUAGUUUGUCCAGUAUAAACGAGUGGAACUUUAGCUAAUGGAUUAAUGUACAUUUGAUCAGCUGAGCACAUUUCUAUGGUUUGACUGCUACUGUUACUUACACUUGCACCCUAUUUUGAUAUGAAAAUCUAUAAAAAUAAGAAACAGAUCAACUAUGGAA